Messenger RNA from Schistocerca americana (American grasshopper), 582 nucleotides. RefSeq lists its product as uncharacterized. The record is from RefSeq and is a predicted model, not a curated record. The transcript has 4 exons. The coding region runs from base 1 to 582 and encodes 193 amino acids. Lineage: Eukaryota; Metazoa; Arthropoda; Insecta; Orthoptera; Acrididae.
AUGUGUUGCGUGCCACACUGCAGAGGCAAUUACGGCUAUGGACCCAAAGUUUCUGUGUUUUAUUUUCCGAAUGAUGAAUCUCUAAGACUGAAAUGGAUCUCGGCUGUUCACAGACAAGAUUGGAUGCCUAGUAAACAUUCAGUUCUAUGUGAGCUGCAUUUAAACGAGGACGGUAUAUUAUGCAGUACAAGUAUGUACGACCCAAGAACUGGCAAACUGUUUACAGCACCAUUGGAUCGUCGACGCUUAAGAAAAGGUAGGUUAAAGAACCAAAUGUUAGGCGGAGGCCUACAUUUAUGCAAUCCCUUCAAAGUUACUGGGAUGCCCUUCAUAUUUGUCCAAUGCUCCAACAUCAACCCGAGAGACACCGAAAGUCACAGUGAGUGGCUAGAAAACAGUACCCUUCACAUUGCCAUUCGAGAAUGUGGAGAAACGCUGGAGAAGUUGAUAGAAGCAACUUCUUUCUGCAAUAAAAAAUUAGACAGUGUGUGGUUAUUAUUUAUCAACCACAAUCCGUACCCAAGAGUUGUUUCCUACUCUGUUAUAAACAGUGAUUUAUUUCUCAGCGUUUUUAUUAAUUGA